This is a messenger RNA of Microdochium trichocladiopsis, 2654 nucleotides long. RefSeq lists its product as uncharacterized. Lineage: Eukaryota; Fungi; Ascomycota; Sordariomycetes; Xylariales; Microdochiaceae. Bases 1 to 2328 code for a protein of 775 amino acids. The record is from RefSeq and is a predicted model, not a curated record. The transcript has a single exon.
AUGGCCGAGCUGCUUGCUGCCUCGCGUACGUGUCGCGUGCGCCCACCGCGUGUCGCCGUGGUGAUGGGCAUCCGCAGCGUCAACCAAGUCCCCAGCCUGUAUUCACAUCUCCAACGUCACUCAUCCUUCUUGUCAGUAUCUUGGACUCUGCAAGCUUGCGACACCACGUUCUCUGCCACGCCGCAGGUGGUCUCGACACGCAAGAUGCCUCGAGGCCUGCUACCAGCGAGCGUCUCCUUAUCGUCGUUGCUCGAGACUCUCUCACGGUUGCUGCCGCGAUGGCCAUCACUCCCAUACUUCCAGCACUGGCCAACAGGUGUGCUCACUCGCGCUGCGAGCUCAGAGCCUCGGAGACUAGAUCAGCUGCCACCCGAGGUCCUCCACAUCAUCGGCUCGUGGUGCAGCCAGGACGUCUCUUGCCGAGACGCCACACUGGCCAGCAUGUGCCUGGUCUCCCGCUCCUUUGCGGCCAUCUUCACCCCCUGGCUGUACCACACACUCCUGCUCUGCGCGCUCCCCAGCCCUCGAACGCUCGAGAAGCUGCUCGUCACUCUGGCCACAACACCAGCUCUCGCCCGGUACAUCCGCUACGUCGACGCCACGGGCGACCUGUCCGCCGUGGAUCCAGAGUUGCCUCGAGAGACGUACAGACAGGUGCAGCCCUGGAUCAGCGAGUACUACUCGCACUUUUUCGCGCACUACUUCUGGUGCUCCAUCGACCAGUGGUCCGGGGACGCGCCCGAGGACGGGUACGUGGCGCUGCUGCUCAUCCUGGCGCCAAAUAUCGACACGCUGGUGUGGCAGUACACGCCCAACUACGACAUUAUCGAGAGGCUCUUUGACAAGGAGUAUCUCGACACGGCGGCGGUCCACGGCGUGCCCGAGGACGAGCUGCGGCGGCUGCAGCGGCGGUGCCCGGUGUCCCGGCUGCGGCACUUCAUCCUGCUGAACCAGCACCCGGCGGGCCUGGACCAGGGCUACUCGACGGGCGUUGGGCCGGUGUUUCUGACUGAGAGGCUGCAGACGUUGCAUCUCUCGGGCGUCCGCUGUCACGGCAUCUUCAGCCUGCCCCCGACCAUCACCGUCCGCAGCAUCCCGCCUCUCCUGCCCUCCUCGUCCUCAUCCUCUUUCUCAGGCCCAGAGUCAGGAUCGGACGCACACCCAGAAGAAAAGCGCCCCGGCAUCCCACGACAGAUCAUCCGCACCCCCAAGAUCCGUAACCCGACGCUGCUGGACCUGCACACCUUGUCCCUCGAGAGCGUCUGCAUCGCCGCGCCGCUGCUCCGGCACAUCCUGGAGGCCGCCUCGCCGGCCUUGCACUGCCUGCACCUCGACGACCACUACUUUGCCUCCGACCCGGCCCAGCACCGCGCCUUCCCCCACAUUAUGAGCCCGGCGCACCUGGGCGCCGUGCUGAGGGGAGAGCGCCUCAACAGCCGGCCUCAGCAGCAGUAUCACCAUCUUCAGCAGCAGCAGCAGCAGCAACAGGGGCAGGGACAGCAGAAACAUCUCAGCAGCAGCGACGACGGCAACGGCACCCACGCCAUCAUCGCGCUCAAGUGUCUCGACAUCCGGCACCACGCGGGACACCCGUUCCGCCGGCGCACAGCAGCCCUGAUGGAGGAGCCAGACAACAACAACAACCACAACAACUACAACGCGGGGCAACAACAAGAGGAUGUGGACGACGACAAUGACAGCGACCACGACGACGAAGAGCAAGUUGCGCUCGCGCUGUCGAUGCUACAGCUCGGCUCGCUCGCCAGCCUGUCCAGCCUGACGGACCUGCGCAUCGAUCUGGACUUGCUGCUCGGCGGGGCCAGGGGCUCGUUUUCCAGUGACACGUCCUCGACAGGCUCUACCAAUACCACGACUGCUGCUGCUCCGGCUACUAAUCUGACGCCGAUCGGCCUGGUCGACGUCCUCCCCAGAUCGAUCGAGCGCGUGCGCGCGUACCCCACCUCUUUGGCAGGGGGCCGGCGCGCCGUGGACCGGCUGUUUGACCUCAUGCGCGAGUGUCGCUGCCCUGGUCGUCGCCGUCGUCGGCGCCGUCUUGGUCCUUGUGGUGGUGGUAGUCAUGGUGGCGGCGGUAGUCAUGGUGGCGGCGGGUCUACACUGGACCGGCUGGAGAUCGUGGCGGUGGACAUCGGGGAGAGCAGUGAGGCGGGCAUGCUCGCCACGGAGCGGGCACGGACGCGGUUCAUGCGGUACUGCAUGACGAUGGAGACUGUGCCGCGGGGCUGGGCUCUCCUGCCGCCGCGCAAGGGUGAUAUUGGCGGUGGUGCUAGUGGUCGGAAGGCGAUAUGGUAUUACCUUGGUUCUGUGUAAGUGGUUGGCAGAUAUGGCUUCGGGCACUUUCUGCGGGAGCGAUGCCGCAUUUCAGACAUGGUGGCCAUGGGUUCAUGGGGCGUGACGAGAAGAAAGAAUAGAAAUGCUGUGGACGUCACCAAGGGCAGAGUGCCAGGAACACUGAAGGGAAUUCUUUCCGCUGGAUACGAGGACUGCGAGGAGAUUGAGAUUUCGUUGACAGGACGAACGUCGUGGUGAACGUGACUACCUAGGUACCCAGGUAAGCAGUUCAGUACCACGAUUGAAGAUUGUAGGACAAGACGUGUCAACCAGGGAGAAAUUAUGACAUCACGACAUUGACGAAC